GAUAUCAAGGCAAAAAUGCGGAACCAAUCUAGUACAUCCAAAAGGAAGAUAAUAACACGGAAAAAGCUGAACACCACCGCUCCCAUGUCCAGCACCAUCAAUGGCAGGAGCAGCGGCAACAAAUCAAGUGCCCAUCCAGCACUUAUGUUUAAAGUUUAUGAGCCCGGGCACGUCAACGCAGAGAUUGAUAGCCAGAGGAUAUGCAAGGACGGGGGAGCAUUUUUAAAGCUUCUCAUUCUGAUCACCUCAGUACAGAGCCACUUUAUGGCGAGAAUGUCCAUCCGACAGACCUGGAUGCACUAUGCAAGCAGGCGAGAUGUGGGCAUGGCCUUUGUCCUUGGGCGGACCACGAAUGCCGGCCUAAACGAGUCUCUCAAUCAGGAGAAUUAUAUGUAUGGCGAUAUGAUACGUGGAAACUUCAUAGACUCGUACUUCAAUCUCACUCUAAAGACGUUAUCGAUGCUUGAAUGGGCAGACAAGUACUGUCCACGGGUGAAGUACAUCCUCAAGACAGAUGACGAUAUGUUCAUCAAUGUUCCUAGACUGCUCGAAUUCAUAGAUGGGAGAAAGGAAGCUCGAACCAUCUACGGCCGCUUAGCCAGGAAAUGGAAACCAAUACGCAGUCAGAAAUCGAAAAGUUUUGUGUCUCAACAACAAUAUGGGGGCGCCAUUUAUCCACCAUUUACCACCGGACCCGCCUACCUACUCACCGGCGACAUUGUACAUGAGCUAUAUGUGCACUCGCUCAGAACGUAUUAUUUUCAACUGGAGGAUGUCUUCAUCACGGGCUUUGUGGCCAAGCGAUUGAUGAUUCGGAGGGUGCAUGCCGGCUACUUUCGCAACCGCCGCAUCCCAUUCAACCCGUGCAACAUCCGCAACUCCAUCAGCGUGCACAUGAUCAAGGAAAACGAGCAAUACGAUCUUUGGAGGAAGCUGAUGGACUCGACUGUCAAGUGUAAAUCAAUUGCAAAAUAUCAAAUUUUCAAAAAACCUUCUACUCGUAUUUAGUC
This is a messenger RNA of Drosophila subobscura, 1010 nucleotides long. Its product is annotated as beta-1,3-galactosyltransferase 5-like. The coding region runs from base 16 to 1008 and encodes 330 amino acids. Gene Ontology annotation, cellular component: membrane. The transcript has a single exon. Gene Ontology annotation, molecular function: hexosyltransferase activity. The record is from RefSeq and is a predicted model, not a curated record. NCBI's taxonomy places the organism in Eukaryota, Metazoa, Arthropoda, Insecta, Diptera, Drosophilidae.